CACACACACACACACACACACACACUCACUCACUCACUCACUCACUCACUCACUCACACACUCACUCACUCACUCACUCACUCACUCACUCACUCACUCACUCACACACACACUCACUCACUCACUCACUCACUCACUCACUCACUCACUCACUGAUGAUGUAUAUUAUGUAUAUAUCUUUGAUUUUUUCCCCCCUUUUAAUUUGGUGAUAUGUAUUGAUUAUCCAAUGAACAGUGUUGACAUUUGAUGUGUUUAUCUCUUCUCUUUUCUUUAUUCUAACCCAAACCUCAAUGAAAUGUGUCUGUGUUCUGGAUUUUUUCUUUGAUUUACGAACUGUGUGGCUCAGAGUUCAUUGCGUCAUUUUGCCAAGGCGUGCGCUCAUUGAAACCGCCGUGAGCCGUCCACUUGACGCUGAACGUACUGUUUGGCUGUUUGCCGUCCCACGCCCGUCACUGAUCCCUUUACAGUCGCAGGGUGAUGCUCUCGGUUAAGUUGACUCGUGCGGUUUUAAGCUCAUGGUUGCGUCUGCCAAUGCCUCAGGAUGAUUUCGGGUUGAGUUCUUGUUUUUGUCUUUCUUUCUUUUUUGUUUGUUUGUUUUGUUUUGUUUACAUUUCUUGCUGGUUAUUUUGGCUUCAAGUAAUCAUUGUGUUGGUACUAAUUUUUGUCACUUGUGAACUUGUUUUGGAACUUUUUAAACUGAUUUUUGGAAUUAUGGUGGAUAAAAGCAAAAAAAAAAAAAAAAAAAAAAAAGUAAAAAAAAAGGGGAUAAUUCAUGAAGUAGAAGAAAAAAAUCUCAACUGCCUGUUCUUUGGGAAUGGAAAUUCUCCAUUUUUAUUAUAGGGUAACAUAUACAUGAACAUUUUUACAUAAAUCUUUGUUUGCUGUUAUAUCUUCUGAAUGAGGGGAAUCAUUUCCAAAUUAGUGUAAAGGGAGGAAAAAUAGUAUCAUAAACACAAACACUUUGGGGUUAAUCUUUUCCUUUUCCUAGUCUGAAAACUUGGAUUAGGUUGGAAAGGAAUGGCAGGUUUUUGUGUACAGUGACAUAACUUGUUCACCUGCAUUUUUUUUUAAAUCAAUAAGUAAAACAGAUCAUGUUCUCCUAAGUUCUGCCAGCUACCCGCCAUCCGUUAUCAGAGUUACAUCCUGUAAUUGAGAGGCUGACCAUGAGUCUCCAGCCUGACACCCCCCCUACCCCCUGUGCUAUGAGGAUUGUCUCGUCCCUCUAGUUACCUGCAGAAUCGAUGAAUGAUGGACUGGAUUGCUGGUGAUGAACAGUGUUGACGCAUCGGCCUUGCGGGGAUGGCGGGUGGCGUUAGCAGGGGGACAGCAGCUGGUGAUGAACAGUGUGGGGGCAUCAGGUCUGGCAGCCCUAGCUGGUGGAGGGGGCACAGCUGACCCCCUCAAUGUGGAUGGUGGGGGUGGGGGGGGACCUGGAGAUUCUGUCACGACACAUCUGGCUGGAACAAGCGACGAUGACGACGAUGAUAUGGCGUCGUCACCAGGGAGCUUUGAUGACGACGAAGGUUCACUUCCCUGUGUGGACGAUAUGACCGCCCAGCUAGCGGCGGCAGGUGGGUGGUCAGGUGAGAUGUCGAAUGUGUUUUUUGUUGGUGGUGGAGGGAGCCAAUACACAGGCAUGAUUGCUGCAUGAGGAAAGUCUGUACAUUUCUUGAUAUUGGCUGAGGACUUCGGUAAUAGAAAGUGGUGGUGAAUCUAUGAACUGUGCAAUAUAAAUUUAUAUUUCUACUGUUUUUACUUCUAAGUGAAAAAUGAUACUUGUUUGUGUAUAUAGUGUGGUAACAUACACACUUGCAUGAUAAAUAUAUAUCUAUAUUCCUUUAAAAUUUUUCACCACCACUAUAAAAGGUUGUGUGGUGUUGACACUGAUGUAGUUUGAUUCUAUUGUAAAACUUACAUUGCUAAUGAGGUCUUGUAGUAGCACACCACAUGACAGCAUAUAACAGCCAUUGGAGAGACUUGAUAUUACAUACUUCCCGUGUGCAGGAUCAUGCAGGCAUUGGUUAGGGUAAGGGCAAUUGAUGACUAAAAGUUAGCAUUGCAUGGUAUCAUUUCUUCACAUCUGUUCUGCAGAUGCCUCAACACAU
This is a messenger RNA of Penaeus indicus, 2105 nucleotides long. RefSeq lists its product as uncharacterized. NCBI's taxonomy places the organism in Eukaryota, Metazoa, Arthropoda, Malacostraca, Decapoda, Penaeidae. The transcript has 3 exons. The record is from RefSeq and is a predicted model, not a curated record. The coding region runs from base 1268 to 1651 and encodes 127 amino acids.